AUGUUGAGGUUAUCAUCUAGAGCUGGAGCAAGAGCUUGUGCAAACUUCAGAUCUUCUAUAGUGAAAAAUUUGUCAUCGUCAUUGUAUUUUUCCUCAUCUAGCAUAACAAAGCACAAGACAACUUACGACAAUCCACUUGAGUACGGAACUUAUAAGAGUAAUAUUUAUACUCACAGAUUACCAGAGUCCACAGCGGAGCAAUCACCAGAAUUGGUUGCCUUACAUGCCCGUUUGGACUUACCCAAAGCAUACUCCUUAUCUACAUUAUCUCAAGCAUUAAAUAUGGAGACUAAGUCUGAAGGUUUAGCCAAUAACUUUGGGUUGAACACAUUAGGGAAGUCAUUGUUGAGCUAUUACGUUGCUGAAUAUUUACUUAUAAAAUACCCAAGAUUGCCUAUGCCUAUUCAUAACCAGGCGAUCGAUGCCUACAUGGGAGUAGAGCCACUCUCAUCCAUUGGGAAGUCAUGGGGUAUUCAGCCAGAUACAAACUCCAAAUUGGAAAAGUACCUUGCCCAGGAACCUUUCUUCAUGAAAUACGGUAAGUUGAGAUACCUUGAAGAGACUUCUAAGGAAGAAGUCAAAGAGGAUGGUGUGAUAGAAUUAACAGGAGAUGAAAUCAGUCAAAUAGAGCAGAACCACGGAAGAUACACUCCACUGGAACAGGAUGCCUACGCAGCAUCAGUAAGAAGCAUCAUUGGAGGUUUAUACACCCACACCGAUGAACUCACUACUAAGCAAUUCAUAAAAAACCACAUCUUAUCGAGAAAGCUCCCCAUCGAACAAAUGUUCCAGUUCCAGCAGCCAAUGAGAGAGUUGGUUAGAUUGGGUGACAAGUUGGGAUUUAAAGAUCCAUUGGAAGUUAGAUUGAUUGCAGAGACCGGUAGAUUGUCAUCUCAUGCCAUUUUUGUCACUGGUGUCUUUGUUGGUACAGAAAAAUUGGGUGAAGGCGUAGGAUCUUCUUUAGCUGAAAGUAAGACUAGAGCUGCUGUCAACGCACUUAUGGGUUACUACUUAUACUCGCCUAUCAGCAGUGACGGUGAAGAAUUGAAGGUGCCUAGUGACGAGGGGUACAAGUUUGAAGGAAUAGUUGGACUUGGUGACGUUGCCAUUUAA
Molecule: messenger RNA, 1113 nt
Organism: Dujonia railenensis
Lineage: Eukaryota; Fungi; Ascomycota; Pichiomycetes; Serinales; Debaryomycetaceae
Source: the annotation of a GenBank genome assembly